Messenger RNA from Funneliformis caledonium, 945 nucleotides. The record is from the annotation of a GenBank genome assembly. NCBI's taxonomy places the organism in Eukaryota, Fungi, Glomeromycota, Glomeromycetes, Glomerales, Glomeraceae.
AUGAAAUCAUUUAUAUUUACAUUAAUUUUCGUGUUGAUUACAUCACCAUCUGGAUUUUCACGUGACACAAAUAAUGAUGAUGCGUGUGCGAGAAUAUCCACUGGAUAUGAACAAUCUAACAGGGACCCGGAAUUUAGCGCAAAUUAUUCCGACGUGAAGGCAUGCUUUGAAGCAUUUCCUUAUGACAGGGAGAUUGCCGAAAAUACGAUCGAAACGAUAAAGAAAACGCUUCAAGGAUUUUUCGUAUAUUUAUCACAAGCAAAGGAAGAACCCAAACAAGGAUAUUCGUUCAGAUCUGUUGAUUUGAUUAAGGAAUUAGAUUCAUUAUUACUAAAGAAUUAUACAUCAGAGUUUCAAUUUAUGUUGAAUGUCAACAAUUUAAUUGCAGAAUUGAAAGAUCCUCAUCUAAGAUUUAUUCCACUCUGUUACCAAAAAUUCAUUUAUAGCCAACAACUUUCAUUAUAUUCAGUAAUUAACAAAGAAGGAGUGCAAAUAAUCAAAAUAUUCGAUGAUGAAAUAGAUAGUAACAACGUUGAUUGUGAGGUGACACAUAUAGAUGGAAGACCUUCAAUGGAAGUUAUCAAAGAAUUUGCGGAAGAGAGGAUAGAUGUUUCAAAAGAUUCAGGAGUAAGAUUUAAUGAUGCAUUAGCAUCUUUAAGAAUUAAUGAGAUAGGUGACAGAAUAAUCUCCGCACGAAUGUUCACUCUUAGAAAUGUUCUUCCAGAGAAAUCAUCAAUAGAAUACUCACUUUUAUGUGCAAAUGAUAUAAAUACCACAUUUACGAGAGAAUGGAAGAUUGGAUCAGUGUAUUAUGAUAGGUUUAAUACAACAGAUGAUUUUCGGAAUGCAUUUUGCCUAAAAAAUGAAAUCAUUGAUGAAUCUGUGAAUGUUAGUAAAAUGUUUGAACCGAAGAUUUAUAAUAAACCAAUGGUUGAAUGCGAAUUA